AUGUCGAGUGAUAAGAAGGUCAGCGAUGACAGGAAAUCACGAAUUGACGAGGAUAGAUAUUUGCCGUUAAAUAGUUCAUUACAUGAACACAAGGAUUUGUUGAUUGAGAAGAUGAAUAGAAGUAAUUUUGGACGUGAUUAUGAGGGACAUGGUGAAUUCUCACGCGAGGGUAGGAGCGUGGUUGAUAGGGGUAUGAUAAUGCAUGACAGUGAGGUUGAUGACAAUAAUGACACCGACUAUGAUAAUUUCAAAAAGAAGAUAUUGAGUAAUGGAUCGUUAAAUAGCAAUUACAUAUCGGUUGAUGAUGAUGAUUGGAUAGAUGAUCUGGGGAGUUAUUCUGAGACCCGUGAGGGCUUGUCGAAUGAUGAAGCAAAUGAAAGUUUUAUUGAAGAUGGAGAUGAUGAUGACUACGAUUAUGAUUAUGAUUACGAUGACGAUGAAGAUUAUGAGAUUUUAACAAACAGUAAUGGCAUACUUGACAACCACCGUGAUAGCAAGGGGGGCUCAAAGGGCCUCUUUAGGACAUGGGCUCUAGUGACAAUCGUCUUCGUGGUGUUCUCGACGUUGUUGAGUAAGGUUGUGUUACCAACAAGUAUCAGCUCUGCAAGCAAUAUUCCGAGUGGGAAUGUUCAACGGCAGAUUAAUCACCUUUACAAUAUGGUCAACACACAGAACGAUAAAAUCCAAACUGAUCUAGAUAAGACGAUAAAAAUCGUGAUCACUCAAUUUGAAAAAAAAAUCAAAAGUAUAUUACCAAAAAAUAUAUUAGAUUUCCAAUCUCAAUUGGAGUUGUUAAAUACAAAAGUCAAUAAGAUGAAUGAGAAUCAACGAACCGAGAAGAUUAUUAAUAAUCAAAUGAAUACAGAAUUCUCAAUGAAAAACUUAACAAUAAUUCAAGAUCUAUUAACUAAUCAAUUAAAUAACACUUUACCAGAUAAAAUUCCAGUGAUAAUAAAUAAUAGUACGUCGAUGCUAAUGAUACCUGAAAUUCACAACUAUUUAAAAGAUAUCAUAUCCGGUAUUAUCACAACACUAGAGAGUAACAGUACUAACAUCCUCCAAGGUAACAUGACAACCAAUCUUGGAAUGCAGCAGGAGGGAUUUUUGCCGGAUUUGAACGGAUAUAUUAAGGAGAUCUUGAAGGAUGAGUUACAAUACAUCGACAAGGAUUAUUUUGUUCAAGAAUUGAAUAGAAAAUUGCAAUUGAACAAACAUGAAAUAUUUGAAGAAUUCACGGAAAAAUUAAGUGACCUAAAAAUAAGUUCAAAUUCACAUUAUCACUAUAACGAUAUGACAUCAGAUAAAUAUUCAGAUAUCCUGCUAAGAAAAAUGAUAAAUAGAAUAUACAAUGCAAAUCAGCAUCAAUGGGAAGAUGAUUUGGAUUUUGCUACAUUUGCUCAAGGUACAAGAUUAUUAAACCAUUUAACCUCCAAAACAUGGAAAAAGGGUACACAAAACACUCCAUUAGAAUUAUUAUCGAACACGAUUAAUAAUUCAGUAUACUGGCAAUGUGAUUCCACCAAAGAUUGCAGAUGGGCAAUCAGAUUUUCUGAACCUAUCUAUCUAUUUAGAUUAUCAUAUUUGCAUGGAAGAUUAAAAAACAAUGUACACAUGAUGAAUUCUGCUCCUAAGAAAAUAUCAAUAUAUGUUAAGCUAGCAAAUGGUAAUGAUUUAAUUAAAACGUUUAAAAAAGUAGCUAAAACAUACAAACAAGGACAAUCGCUAAACGAAGAUAGCUCAUAUAUAAAAAUCGGACAGUAUGAUUAUGAUUUAACUGAUCCAAAGGUAAAACAGGAUUUUCUAUUGCCAUCUUGGUAUAUUAAACUAAGACCAUUGGUUCAUUCCAUGGUCUUCGAGAUUAAUGAGAAUUACGGUAACAAAGACUUUACGUCCUUGAAGAAGUUUCUCAUUAAAGCAGUGACGAAACAAGAUUUGGAGAUAACGACAAACAACGAGUUCCCAUAUAAACUUGGUAACGUCCCGGAGUACAACGCAGACAACUAUGUCAUAGCUUCUUCCGAUACUGGCAGUAGUCACCAUCUAAUGAACCAACAACUACGAAAUGUUCAAGACGACCGUAACGACGGUUUCAAGAACUUAGCUGAUAAUGAAAACUCAAAGAUUCCAUCCUUUGGUCAAGACGAACUAGAUAUUUAA
Tetrapisispora phaffii CBS 4417 is the source of this 2157-nucleotide messenger RNA. RefSeq names its product Mps3p (gene MPS3). Lineage: Eukaryota; Fungi; Ascomycota; Saccharomycetes; Saccharomycetales; Saccharomycetaceae. Bases 1 to 2157 code for a protein of 718 amino acids. The transcript has a single exon. Gene Ontology annotation, biological process: nuclear envelope organization. Gene Ontology annotation, molecular function: protein-membrane adaptor activity. Gene Ontology annotation, cellular component: meiotic nuclear membrane microtubule tethering complex; nuclear envelope. The record is from RefSeq and is a predicted model, not a curated record.